AGCUUUUCCUUCAUCCAAAUCAAUGGCAGCUCCAAGUGACUGGUGCUUCCUCAGAAAUGUAAACACCAAGACAAAACAAUGUGCAAUUAAAGUUCGUGUGGUUCGAGCAUACCGAUGUCCUCCACAUGCUUCUCGCAGAGAAACUUUAGAGAUUCUUUUUCACGACCAGCAGAUGCCAUUGGACGAGUAGUGGCCUGUUCAGAACAAAAAAUGAGAAUUGUUAAUGGGGAGGUGAAAAACGUCAUGGAUAUUACUCUAGAAGACAACGAGGGUUUCCAACUCCGAUGCACAUUAUGGGGAGAAUAUGUGGCGCAUAUGGUGGAUCAAGUUGGAUUGGGUUUGAAUGAACCAUUAAUUUAUUGUAUACUCCCAAGUGAGAUGUGCAUUUCAACGGCAUUUCACGCAACAAGGUUGAUUUUUGACAAUGAAAAUGCUUCCAUUCGAGAUUUUAAAAACAAGAUGAAGACAUCAACUGGCAGUAUAACUUUGAGCUGUGGGAAUUCUCAAAGCCAGUCAGAGAGCAGCAUGUCUCAGGAAAUACAAAGUGGCAGAUUGGAAGUAUUAAGCAUUGAGGAAUUACUUUCAAGAAAUGAAGCAGGGCAUUACUGGAUUUUGGCUACGAUUGUGGAUAUCAAAAAUUACAAGAAUUGGUUUUACUUGGGCUGUGCAUCAUGCAACAAAAAGGUCAAUAAAGAGGAAUCGCGAUUUCGUUGUUCUGGGUGUAACAAGAUAACAGCAGAAGGAAACUACAGGUAUAGGAUCAAUGUGUUGGUUAUGGACCCUACCGACUACACCACCAUAACACUUUGGGAUAGAGAAUGCACCGACUUGCUAGGAAGGUCGACAAGUGGAAUGAGAGACCUCAUGGCUGAGCGUACGGGAAACGCAGAUUCCAUCCCAUUGCCAGAAAUUGAGAGUUUGAUCCAGAGAAAGGGUCUUUUCCGAGUAAGUGUAAAACCAAAGUCAGAAGAUUUUUUUCUCGAGGCUAAGUCAUUUGGUGUUACGGCAAUGAUUUCUGACCCCAAUAUAUGGAAGUUGUACGAUACCCACGAUGGGGAGGACAUGAAAUUAGGCUUUUGGGACGAAGAAGAAGUUAUUGUUGAAAAUGAAGAGGUCAAAAUUCCCGAUGAGAUACCCUCGGCGAGCAGCUGUCUUGGUGGAAAACGCAAGCAUGAGAUUUAUAAGGAAGCCGAUGACCCUACUAAGAGGGAUCUAGAUGAGGAAUUUGGCGCCACAAAAGAGCUCCUUAAAAUGAAGGCCAUUAAAACUGAGAAAUAGAGAAUGGGUCAAAUUUUAUCAAUUUGAACAUGCUUUAAUUUAUAUUCGCAUUGUAUCAUACCUUUGGGUGGAAAAUAUUAAAUAUGUACUCUUCCAUACAUGUUUGAAGCCUGAAAGAAUUAAACAAAUUUAGUACAUCAUU
Messenger RNA from Cuscuta campestris, 1420 nucleotides. The record is from the annotation of a GenBank genome assembly. NCBI's taxonomy places the organism in Eukaryota, Viridiplantae, Streptophyta, Magnoliopsida, Solanales, Convolvulaceae.